Messenger RNA from Bufo gargarizans (Asiatic toad), 7237 nucleotides. RefSeq lists its product as uncharacterized. The record is from RefSeq and is a predicted model, not a curated record. The transcript has 2 exons. The coding region runs from base 3293 to 6094 and encodes 933 amino acids. NCBI's taxonomy places the organism in Eukaryota, Metazoa, Chordata, Amphibia, Anura, Bufonidae.
CUGAUGCACUUGGGCUGAUCGCACAGGGGGGAAUGAAGGGUGUUGGCGACUGAUGAGUUUUUAAAAAGGAAAACAGUCUAUUAAUUCAUUUUUUCUUAUUAUAUUACUCGAUUAAUUGUAAAUAAAAUAAUCGAUAGAAUACUCGAUAUCUAAAAUAAUUGUUUACUGCAGCCCGAGCCAAGAGGUCCGUGCUCACUCUGGAGGAGCUGCAGAGAUUCACAGCUGUUAGUCGUGUACUCCAUAAAUCUGGCUUUUAUGGAAGAGUGGCAAAAAGCAAUGCAAAACGCUAUGUGUGGUGGAAAACUAAGCCUGCACAUCCCCCUAGACUAGGGCGGAGGUUCACCUUCUAGCAGGAUGACAACCCUCAACAUCCAGCUAGAGCUGCAAUGGAAGGGUUUACAUCAAAGCAUAUUCAGUUGUUAGAACGGCCCAGUCACCGUCCAGACCUAAAUCCCACUGAGAAUCUGCGGCAGAGAAUAAUAGCCUUCAGAUGCUCUCGUUCCAACCUGACUAAGCGCGAGCUCUUCUGCACAGGAGAAUGGGCAGAAAUGUCAGCCUCCAGAUGUGCAAAGCUGGUAGAGACCGACCCCAAAAGACCUGCAGCUGUAACAGGAAAGGAGGUCCUACACAGUAUUAACCAGGGGGUCGGGGGCAGUACAAAUCAACCACACACUUUAUAGAUUUUUAUUUAUAAAACAUUGUGAAAAACUUGUUGGCAUGUCAGCUAGCUUCCCAGGCUUUCUGAUACUGACUAACGGUCUGAGGUCUCUUUUAUUUCCCAGUAAUGAGCCUCAGCAGCCACACCGUGCUGGAGCAAGGGUAUGGACUGGUAGGUCCCGCUACCAAACCUACCCACCAGUCCAAAUAAAAUUCAGCCCACUUUGCUGAACCCAUUGCAGCUUUCUGGAUUUCAUUUACCUCACCCAGCUGUAGCAUGACUAUGCCAACAGCUGGACAUGGAGGUCUCUGAUGACAGAUUCCCUUUAAACACUGUAUUGCAGGUUGGGGUCCACGUCACCAUUCUGGGCAUGGUCUUCUUGGUAAGGUCUGUCAGAGGUUUGGCCACAGCUGAAAUGAGGAACACAUUUUCGGUACUAACCGACAGUGCCCAAAAAGCCAUCCCUUGUUUCUUGGUCUGGGGUAUGGGCUGGUCUCUAAUAGCCUGUAUUUUAGAAGGUUCAGGUGGCAGUUUCCCUCCCCUACUCUAUGCCUCAGAUAUUGCACCUCCUCCAUGCCUAUUUAGCAUUUAUCUGAUGGAAAUGUUAUGCCAGUUUCCAGGAUUCGGUUUAGACCAAUCUUCACUUGAUGAAGGUGGUCCUUCCAGGUCUCACUAAAAGUAGCCUGUGCCUACUUAGAGAAGACUGCUAAGUCUCCACAUCUCUGGAGUCCAUCAUCUGGUCCAUUAUUCAGUGAAAAGUGGUAGAAGCCUUCUUCACCCUGAAAGGCAUGUUUAGGAAUUCAUACGGACACCAAACUGGGUUAUAAAAGCUGACGUCUCUCCUGCCAUUUUCUGUGCUGCUGCUACUACUACUGUUGCUACUACCCCUACACAGCUGCAGAUCUCCUUUCCAUACUUCUACUGCUGCCGGCACUACUACCCCUUCACAGCUGCGGAUCUCCUGACUGUCAGGUUCCAUACUGUACUGCUACCGGAACUACUACCCCUACACAGCUGCAGAUCUCCUGCCUGUCAGGUUCCAUACUGUACUGCUACUGCUGCCGGAACUACUACCCCUACACAGCUGCAGAUCUCCUGACUGUCAGGUUCCAUACUGUACUGCUACUGCUGCCGGAACUACUACCCCUUCACAGCUACAGAUCUCCUGACUGUCAGGUUCCAUACUGUACUGCUACUGCUACCGGAACUACUACCCCUUCACAGCUACAGAUCUCCUGACUGUCAGGUUCCAUACUGUACUGCUACUGCUACCGGAACUACUACCCCUACACAGCUGCGGAUCUCCUGACUGUCAGGUUCCAUACUGUACUGCUACCGGAACUACUACCCCUACACAGCUGCAGAUCUCCUGCCUGUCAGGUUCCAUACUGUACUGCUACUGCUGCCGGAACUACUACCCCUUCACAGCUACAGAUGUCCUGACUGUCAGGUUCCAUACUGUACUGCUACCGGAACUACUACCCCUUCACAGCUACAGAUCUCCUGACUGUCAGGUUCCAUACUGUACUGCUACCGGAACUACUACCCCUUCACAGCUGCAGAUCUCCUGACUGUCAGGUUCCAUACUGUACUGCUACUGCUGCCGGCACUACUACCCCUUCACAGCUACAGAUCUCCUGACUGUCAGGUUCCAUACUGUACUGCUACUGCUGCCGGCACUACUACCCCUACACAGCUGCAGAUCUCCUGACUGUCAGGUUCCAUACUGUACUGCUACUGCUGCCGGCACUACUACCCCUACACAGCUGCAGAUCUCCUAACUGUCAGGUUCCAUACUGUACUGCUACUGCUGCCGGCACUACUACCCCUUCACAGCUACAGAUCUCCUGACUGUCAGGUUCCAUACUAUACUGCUACUGCUGCCGGAACUACUAACCCUUCACAGCUACAGAUCUCCUGACUGUCAGGUUCCAUACUGUACUGCUACUGCUACCGGAACUACUACCCCUUCACAGCUGCAGAUCUCCUGACUGUCAGGUUCCAUACUGUACUGCUACCGGAACUACUACCCCUACACAGCUGCAGAUCUCCUGCCUGUCAGGUUCCAUACUGUACUGCUACUGGAACUACUACCCCUACACAGCUGCAGAUCUCCUGCCUGUCAGGUUCCAUACUGUACUGCUACUGCUGCCGGAACUACUACCCCUUCACAGCUACAGAUCUCCUGACUGUCAGGUUCCAUACUGUACUGCUACUGCUACCGGAACUACUACCCCAACACAGCUGGAGAUCUCCUGCCUGUCAGGUUCCAUACUAUACUGCUACUGCUACCGGAACUACUACCCCUACACAGCUGCAGAUUUCCUGCCUGUCAGGUUCCAUACUGUACUGCUACCGGAACUACUACCCCUACACAGCUGCAGAUCUCCUGCCUGUCAGGUUCCAUACUGUACUGCUACUGCUGCCGGAACUACUACCCCUUCACAGCUACAGAUCUCCUGACUGUCAGGUUCCAUACUGUACUGCUACUGCUACCGGAACUACUACCCCAACACAGCUGGAGAUCUCCUGCCUGUCAGGUUCCAUACUAUACUGCUACUGCUACCGGAACUACUACCCCUACACAGCUGCAGAUCUCCUGCCUGUCAGGUUCCAUACUGUACUGCUGCUGCCAUGGCUACUACUACCCCUACACAGCAGCAUAUCUCCUGCCUGUCAGAUUCCACACCAUACUUCUGCUGCCGGCACUACUACCCCUACACAGCUGCAGAUCUCCUGACUGUCAGGUUCCAUAUCGUACUGCUGCUGUCAUGGCUACUAUUGCCAGUACUACUACACCUACAGAGCUGCAGAUCUCCUGCCUGUCAGGUUCCAUACCACACCAUACUGCUACUGUCAUGGCUACUACUACCCCUACACAGCUGCAGAUCUCCUGCCUGUCAAGUUCCAUACCAUACCGUACUGCUGCUGUCAUGGCUAGUAUUGCCAGUACUACUACACCUACACAGUGGCACAUCUCCUGCCUUAUUUGUCAGGUUCCAUACCAUACUGCUGCUGUCAUGGCUACUACUACCCCUACACAGCUGCAGAUCUCCUGCCUGUCAGGUUCCAUACCAUACCGUACUGCUGCUGUCAUGGCUACUAUUGCCAGUACUACUACACCUACACAGUGGCACAUCUCCUGCCUUAUUUGUCAGGUUCCAUACCGUACUGCUGCUGCCGGCACUACUACCCCUACACAGCUGCAGAUCUCCUGACUGUCAGGUUCCAUACCAUACUGCUACUGCUACCGGCACUACUACCCCUACACAGCUGCAGAUCUCAUGCCUGUCAGAUUCCUUACCAUACCGUACUGCUGCAGUCAUGGCUACUACUACCCCUACACAGCUGCAGAUCUCCUGCCUGUCAGGUUCCACACCAUACUGCUACUGCUGCCGGCACUACUACCCCUACACAGCUGCAGAUCUCCUGCCUGUCAGGUUCCAUACCAUACCGUACUACUGCAGUCAUGGCUACUACUACCCCUACACAGCUGCAGAUCUCCUGCCUGUCAGGUUCGACACCAUACUGCUACUGCUGCCGGCACUACUACCCCUACACAGCUGCAGAUCUCCUGCCUGUCAGGUUCCAUACCAUACCGUACUGCUGCAGUCAUGGCUACUACUACCCCUACACAGCUGCAGAUCUCCUGCCUGUCAGGUUCCACACCAUACUGCUACUGCUGCCGGCACUACUACCCCUACACAGCUGCAGAUCUCCUGCCUGUCAGGUUCCAUACCAUACCGUACUGCUGCAGUCAUGGCUACUACUACCCCUACACAGCUGCAGAUCUCCUGCCUGUCAGGUUCCACACCAUACUGCUACUGCUGCCGGCACUACUACCCCUACACAGCUGCAGAUCUCCUGCCUGUCAGGUUCCACACCAUACCGUACUGCUGCAGUCAUAGCUACUACUACCCCUACACCGCUGCAGAUCUCCUGCCUGUCAGGUUCCACACCAUACUGAUACUGUCAUGGCUUCUAUUACCCCUACACAGCUGCAGAUCUCCUGCCUUUCAGGUUCCACACCAUACCGUACUGCUGCAGUCAUGGCUACUACUACCCCUACACAGCUGCAGAUCUCCUGCCUGUCAGAUUCCACACCAUACCGUACUGCUGCUGUCAUGGCCACUAUUGCCAGUACUACUACACCUACACAGUGGCACAUCUCCUGCCUUAUUUGUCAGGUUCCAUACCAUACUGCUGCUGUCAUGGCUACUACUACCCCUACACAGCUGCAGAUCUCCUGCCUGUCAGGUUCCACACCAUACUGAUACUGUCAUGGCUACUACUACCCCUACACAGCUGCAGAUCUCCUGCCUGUCAGGUUCCAUACUGUACUGCUACUGCUACCGGAACUACUACCCCUACACAGCUGCAGAUCUCCUGACUGUCAGGUUCCAUACUGUACUGCUGCUGCCAUGGCUACUACUACCCCUACACAGCAGCAUAUCUCCUGCCUGUCAGGUUCCAUACCAUACCGUACUGCUGCAGUCAUGGCUACUACUACCCCUACACAGCUGCAGAUCUCCUGCCUGUCAGGUUCCACACCAUACCGUACUGCUGCAGUCAUGGCUACUACUACCCCUACACAGCUGCAGAUCUCCUGCCUGUCAGGUUCCAUACCAUACCGUACUGCUGCAGUCAUGGCUACUACUACCCCUACACAGCUGCAGAUCUCCUGCCUGUCAGGUUCCACACCAUACUGAUACUGUCAUGGCUACUACUACCCCUACAGAGCUGCAGAUCUCCUGCCUGUCAGGUUCCAUACCGUACUGCUGCUGUCAUGGCUACUACUACCCCUACACAGCUGCAGAUCUCCUGCCUGUCAGGUUCCAUACCAUACCGUACUGCUGCAGUCAUGGCUACUACUACCCCUACACAGCUGCAGAUCUCCUGCCUGUCAGGUUCCACACCAUACUGAUACUGUCAUGGCUACUACUACCCCUACAGAGCUGCAGAUCUCCUGCCUGUCAGGUUCCAUACCGUACUGCUGCUGUCAUGGCUACUACUACCCCUACACAGCUGCAGAUCUCCUGCCUGUCAGGUUCCACACCAUACCGUACUGCUGCAGUCAUGGCUUCUACUACCCCUACACAGCUGCAGAUCUCCUGCCUGUCAGGUUCCAUACCGUACUGCUGCAGUCAUGGCUACUAUUGCCAGUACUACUACACCUACACAGUGGCACAUCUCCUGCCUUAUUUGUCAGGUUCCAUACUGUACUGCUGCUGUCAUGGCUACUACUACCCCUACACAGCUGCAGAUCUCCUGCCUGUCAGGUUCCAUACCAUACUGCUACUGCUGCCGGCACUACUACCCCUACACAGCUGCAGAUCUCCUGACUGUCAGGUUCCACACCAUACUGCUACUGCUGCCGGCACUACUACCCCUACACAGCUGCAGAUCUCCUGCCUGUCAGAUUCCACACCAUACUGAUACUGCUGCCGGCACUACUACCCCUACAUAGCUGCAGAUCUCCUGCCUGUCAGGUUCCAUACCAUACCGUACUGCUGCAGUCAUGGCUACUACUACCCCUACACCGCUGCAGAUCUCCUGCCUGUCAGGUUCCAUACCAUACUGCUACUGCUGCCGGCACUACUACCCCUACACAGCUGCAGAUCUCCUGCCUGUCAGAUUCCACACCAUACUGAUACUGCUGCCGGCACUACUACCCCUACAUAGCUGCAGAUCUCCUGCCUGUCAGGUUCCAUAUCAUACCAUACUGCUGCUGUCAUGGCUACUAUUGACAGUUCUACUACACCUACACAAUGGCGCAUCUCCUGCCUUAUUUGUCAGGUUCCAUACCGUACUGCUGCUGCCGGCACUACUACCCCUACACAGCUGCAGAUCUCCUGACUGUCAGGUUCCAUACCAUACUGCUACUGCUGCCGGCACUACUACCCCUACACAGCUGCAGAUCUCCUGCCUGUCAGGUUCCAUACCAUACCGUACUGCUGCAGUCAUGGCUACUAUUGCCAGUACUACUACCCCUACACAGCUGCAGAUCUCCUGCCUGUCAGGUUCCAUACCAUACUGCUACUGCUGCCGGCACUUCUACCCCUACACAGCUGCAGAUCUCCUGCCUGUCAGGUUCCAUACCAUACCGUACUGCUGCUGUCAUGGCUACUACUACCCCUACACAGCUGCAGAUCUCCUGCCUGUCAGGUUCCUUACCAUACCGUACUGCUGCAGUCAUGGCUACUAUUGCCAGUACUACUACACCUACACAGUGGCACAUCUCCUGCCUUAUUUGUCAGGUUCCACACUGUGCUGUUGCUGCUUGAAAAAAGGGAGAAUUUGUGGACCAUUUAUUCAGAACAAGCCGCUGCUUUUUCCGAUAUUACCACAUGUGUAUAAACACUGGCAGGUGUCUCCAAUAAGGGACAAUAUAUGGAAAGAUUAUUAUUUUUUGUUUAAGAGCCCAUUCACACGUCCGUAGUUCUGUGUCUGCAUCCACUCCGCAAUUUUGCAAAACGGGUGCAGACCCAUUCUUUUCAAUGGGGCCGCAAAAGAUGUGGACAGCACACCGUGUGUGCUGUCCGCAUCCGUAGUUCUGCCCCGCAAAAAAGAGAGAGCAUG